This is a messenger RNA of Hylaeus anthracinus, 1141 nucleotides long. RefSeq names its product lysozyme c-1-like. The record is from RefSeq and is a predicted model, not a curated record. Lineage: Eukaryota; Metazoa; Arthropoda; Insecta; Hymenoptera; Colletidae. The transcript has a single exon. Bases 124 to 567 code for a protein of 147 amino acids.
CGGCACCAGCCGGACAGUGAAUAGCGUCGCACUUAGGCGCGAGUCCUCGUCGCGGUUGCGUCGAUUAGCUUCAAACGUCUUCAACUUCCCGUUCUUCAACGUCCAACAUCAUAAAGCUCAUCGAUGGGAAAAUCAAGCGUGAGACUGUGCCUGCUGGCUGUCCUGAUCCUCGCGAUGGACGUCCACGUGAACGCAAAGAUUCUGUCAGAGUGCGACGCCGUUCGCGAGCUCCAACGAGCUCGGAUCUCGAGGAGCCUCAUCAGCAACUGGGUGUGCUUGAUGCAGAGCGAGAGUGGGUUGAACACCCAGCUGGUCACUGGCCCGAAGACAGCCUCCAGCUUCAGCUACGGCAUCCUUCAGAUCAACAGCUCCAAAUGGUGCACCAGAGGACGACGCGGAGGACUCUGCAACAAGCGCUGCGAGGACUUCACCAACGACGACAUCCAGGACGACAUCGCGUGCGCGAAGAUCAUCUACGAUCAGGAGGGGUUCAAGGCGUGGGACGGAUGGCUGAAGAGGUGCAAGAGCAAACCCCUUCCUAAUAUCGGGAACUGCGCGAAAAAGUGACGAGUAGUAUUCGAAACGUUUUUGUAUUGUUGUUAUCAGCUUGGUUGACACUAUAAGUACUAUUCAGGGAUAGUCCACAAUAUUCCGAGAGGAUUUUUUACGUUAAGAGCAUUUUUUGACUGAAGAUUGAUGCAUUCCCACAGAAUAUUUCGUUGCCAGAGUAUUUCGUUGCAUCGUCGAUCUAUUUGUAAUUAGCUUGAUUUUCUCUGUUUUAUAAUUGAUGUUUAAUGAUGCGUUGCUUUUUUGUUGAAAUAUAUUUUAUUGAAUUAAAUUUGCCAUAAGAUGAGAAAUAUGUCUGUUUUAUACUGGAUUUUUAAUAAUGCUUCAUUGUUUUGGUGGGAAUAUAUUUUACAGAAUUAAAUUUGUCAUAAGAUGAGAAAUAUGUCUGUACGUCUUCUAUAGUGGAUUUUUAAUAAUUCUUUAUUUUUUGGGUAGAAAUUUAUUUUACAGAAUUAAAUUUGCCACAAGAUAAGAAAUAUGUAUACACUGGAUUUUUAAUAAUGCCUCAUUGUUUUGGCGGGAAUAUACUUUACAGAAUUAAAUUUGCCAUACGAUAAAAAAUAUGUCUGCACGU